Molecule: messenger RNA, 1414 nt
Organism: Sphaeroforma arctica JP610
Lineage: Eukaryota; Ichthyosporea; Ichthyophonida
Exons: 2
Coding region: 29-1414 (461 amino acids)
Source: RefSeq, a predicted model, not a curated record
UUUCAAUAGGCAAGCUCCUGUCAACCACAUGGUCCGUAGUCAUGACAACCGUGUCUUAGCCAAUCGGAUUGCUUGUACUACUGGUCUGGUGCGCUCGUACACGGCGGUGCGAGCGGGGUUAUUAAUGUCUGCCUACGGCGGUGCUGUUGUGGUCAAAUGUCGACAGUCGCAUAAACUGGCUGAGAUUGUGGAGACUGACCGGUCGGAGGAUCUGGAUGUGGGUCUGGGCAUCCCUGAGCUUUCGGCCGUGCCUAGUGCGGUGGCUGUAGGGGCACGCGCACGUGCGGAAAACCACACCAGCACGCACACACACACACACAGCUUACAUGCACACAGUGCCGAUCAUCCCUUUCAACAAGCACCUGUGCAUGUCGGUGUGGAGUGUGGGGAAGGCGGUACUUGGGAUGAGAGGGGUCACGAAUUGGUCGAGGUCGGCGAGCGUACUGAUAGGAGUAUAUUACCCGUACCUACGGAAUUCACAGACAGUCUUAGUCCCCGGAAUGGGAACAGCGGGCAUGGUAGUGCCGUACCUGAACGAAACAGUGAUAGGAAUACGUAUACUUCACGCGGCGCAGAGAUAAACCGGGAUGUAAACCGGGACGAGCCGGCGUUGUUAACCAUGGCCGAGCUGGAGAUUGAGCAGGGUAUCGACUGGGGGGCGGAUGAGCGUCCUACGGCGGGUACAGUAGAAAGCGCCUAUAGUCAUGCGAGUACACCUUCUGCACAUACACACACAGAGCAUGGGGUGGAUGGGUUGAAUGGGCCACCCACGUAUAUGGGCGAAGGUGCAGACGGGGGCGUGUAUGCACACACAGACGUACGGCAUACAGGCACGUCUCAGGCUUUACAGACACACCGAUUGGAGGACGGAGAGAUAAGGAAUGAUAUAGAGAGACAUGCGGUAUCAGCAGACGGCUGUACACACACACCGCCUACACAGGGACUGAAUGAGUGGGUGCACGAGGAGGGUAUCGACUGGGAAGGCUCGCUGGAAAGAGAGAGAGGGGGGUCUUCACCACACACACGUACACAUGAGGAUCUGUACGCGAACGCCGUUGGAGACAAGUACGCGGAUACGCAUGCAGACACGUAUGCGAGCGCACAUGCACAGGCAGAUAGGAGGGUAGGUAGUGGAUAUGCAAGCUUGGACACACACACACAAACGCAUAAGUUAACUAAGGCACAGAAGCGAAACAUGGCUGCGGCAGAGAAGGAGAUGACGCAACACCAUACGGAUGCAUACAACAGUACUGGUAACCGUAGCAACGAAGGGAACCAACACCAUGCCAACAAUCAAACUGAAAACACGCAAUACCUGGACUAUGUGGAACAGGCGUUCUAUGCGGCCACCCAUCCCGAUCAGAUGCUACAGGUGCUAGAGGUAGUGUUGGAUGUGACUGUUAGAAGAACGUGA